AUUCAUAUCCUCAUUUCCUAGAAGCGCGAUACGUUUCCUUGUAUGUCGUGUUGUAUGCUACGUGUAAAGCCACCUCAAGCUACAAGAUGGCUCGACGUGGUAUCUUCAAAUAUCUUAAAGAUGACAUGUGCGAGUAUUAUCCAAUUGGAAACACGAGAUCUGUGGAUGUCACCCAUGGAUGUCAGGUUGCCGAGGAGUGUAACAUUUUGCUGCUUGGAUGUGGCGACAUCCGACACGUCCUUCACACCAUGCACGUACUACACGAAGAUGGCACGACAAAGGCAAAGAACCAGGCAAUAAACUUUCACAUCAAUGACAUCGAAGACGGCAUCUUGGCGCGGGAUUUGGUCUUACUCUUCCUUGUUAGAACCAUUAAUCCAUCAGAUACUGACGAACUGAAGACUCUAUGGGCAGUUUGGUACGACGUGUUACUAUCAAAGGCACACCUACAAAAACUGAAAGAGGUGAUGGAAGAAUUAUCAGAUCUCAAAUCAGGCACAAAUGGUAUAUAUUUUGGAAAUGGAAAGACAGAACUGAAAAUAAAACAAGCCCUCCAGUCAUGGUUGAAAUUUGAAAUUUCAGGUAGACAGACAAUCUAUAAACGAACCAAUUUUCUUACAGCGAUGUACGAUGAACACUUUCCUGAAAGAUCAGUGCAGAGAGUUUCCUCAAGGCUCGUCGCCCAAAGCAACCGAUUGGAUUACACAGAACGUUUGAAAGACAGAUACCAACAAGAAGUUCGUGAAUAUAUCACAAGUGGCGUGUCGAGGGCUAAUUCAACAGCAAUGACCUCUGAAAGAAUGCUGGAUAUAUUCCAUGGCAACGUAACUUUUUUCAGACCAGGAUGUGAUGAUUGGAAAGUAGAGGACAACAGCUGUCCUUUUAUGUGCUAUGACGUGGAACUACAGCUGGACAGAUACAAUGGUGGAGAUACCACAAUGUGCUCUUUAUUUCUUGAAAUAUUGAGGAAAUGGGUGAAGAGCUACCAAGCUACAAUUAAGUCUGGAUGUACUGCCAGGUUCUAUCUGUGGCUGGGGGAUGCAAUAGAGGUUUGUGAAGCAGACCUCCCAAACAAUCUCCUAUUUGACUUCAUCGACACAUCGAACAUUGCGGAUAGAGUUGGCCUGAUUCCGUUACUGAUCCGUUGCCAAGAGAGACUCCAAAAGCCGAAUGGGGUUCUGAGGACAGAGACCUUUCAUUGGGACAAAGGCACAGCUUCCUUGUUAGAAUCGUUUCUGCGCCAGUGUUUGGAUAUUCCUCAGUUGAUGUAUCCAACUUUCUUUGGUCUCCAUCUUGCUGAAGAGCUCACGCUCGGUCACGAGAAUAUCCUUGAAGCCGGAUCAUUUGUUGGAGUAACAAAGUUAGCCUUAAGAUGGAAGGCAGCUAGGGAACAGGAGAUAUUGACAUUGUCUGCAGAUGGAGGGGAUGCCCUGUCCAAAUGUCUUGCUCAACUCCAAAAUAGAAUUGAAGUGCUGGACGUCCGCGAUACUUGUGGCUACAGCACAACUAAAAUAGACAGUAUAUCAAAGGAGAGGUUGAUGCACAGACUCAGGAAGAUCACCACCGAAAGAGCACCUGCAGAUUCAGACAUUUCUUCAGGAAACACGUUUACUGUAAUCGAGAACAUCGAUCACUACCAGGUGAGGAUUGAAACUGAUACAGAAUCCCUGAAAGAUGGAAUCUUCACAACUGACAUGGAUGCGGGAGAUCCACAUGUUGUGGGGCUGAAGAACUGCCGUAUUGGGUGUACAGGCUUUAGUAAGACACUUCGAUUUGCAUGCGGUAUCAACAUCAAGUCCAGCAACAUCAAACUAUCCAGGAAGAGAGGAACUAUUGAAGCUCGCUUCGAAAAGGAUCCCAGUUUCACUCAAGGAGACCGACUUUUACCCUGGAAGAAACUUGAUGCAGGCUUCAUUUUGAAUCUUCCAGACUUCCCACGGUCGCCGUUUGGAGAGGUCUCAAUUAGUUGUUAUGCUCGAUGCAUGCACUUUGGACCUCUUCCUGAUUUGCAGACUGCCACACCAUUGAAACAGUUCCAGUCCAUAGUAUUAUACCUGAUGAAAACUGUUCCAUUUUCAUUAGGCGUACCAACAAUCGUGUCCAUCAGAGUUCCAAGUCAAGCAGAUCCGUCUAUCAGAGUCAACAGCAGAUUCUAUCUGGAGGAUCUGAAGAUUUAUGAGAAUAAACCAACGCUGUUUUUGACUUUCAUAGAUUUGGAUAAAAUGACGCAGCUCCUAGCGAAAGACAAAAUCAGCCAAGAAGAAAGCUCACCCUUCCUUCCCCUGCUCUGGGGGUGUAUGGAAUUGGAUUCACAGUCUUCCAAAUAUUUGGCUCCGGGGUUUUCAAUUCUGAUGCAAAUUCUGGAACUGAACUCUUACCGGAGAGCCCAAGACUACUGUCAGGAACCAGACAAAAGAUGGGUGAUGAGAACAUACUUGAGAGCAAGAUACCCGUACAUGGAUUAUGAGACGUACAAUAUGCAUCUGUCGGGGAUUACAGAAGAGGAUGUCAUGAGUAAAAAAAGAUUUACAUCGAUAGCCGAGACCCGUCUUGGAAAACAUGACUCCUCCAGGGACCAGGAUAUGACAUCCCAGGCCUCCAGGCCUUCCACCCAUUCUUGUGACAGUUGUGGCAGGACAUCAUCAGAGUGCAAGAAAUGCACGGGAUGUCACCUUGUGUUCUACUGUGACCGGGCAUGUCAGAGGAAGGCGUGGCCUGUGCACAAACAUAUCUGCAGGCGUACUUGAAGUCAUUGUGACAAAUAUGAAAGGACCUACAGACCUCUCGUCAUUAGCAGAAACAACAAUAUUCCAUGUAAUCAGACCUACAGUGAGUGAGUGAGUUUUGUUUUAAGCCGAACAAUAUCACGGUGGCGGACACCAGAAAUAGGCUCACACAUUGUACCCUCAAAGCUACAAGUUAAGUGAAAGCGAGUGAUAACUGAUACAUGUUCUUAUCAAUGAAAUUUAAGUCAUUCCUUGUACAAAUUCUGCAAAAUUAGAAGACAAUGCUUGCUGUAUAUGUAACAUUAAACCUUCCUUUACAUUGUUGUGAACAUGAACAUAUGGUAUAUAUUGUAAAUUAUUCUGCAGGCAAUUCAACUAGAGCAUCUGAAGCUUUGUUGGAAAAUAUCCCCUUAGCAAUAGGAGAGCUAAGGUAAUCCGCCCGAGAGAUCCAUUCUUCCUUGUUAACUGCAGAUACUGCCAUAACGUAGUCUUCACUUGUUUGGCAACCUGGUUUUAUCCUGGCUCUUUGUGACCUACGGAGAGGUGGGGUCGGCAAUAUCCUUCUCCUACGAUGUUCGGAUACAGGUCUAUCUGGAGUCGAUGUCCCGCAGGCUGCAUCAGGCGGGGGAACAUUAGGUUCCACUGCUGGAAGAUCUGGAAUGUCAGCUACGUCGGCUGCUUCUUCGUUAUCUUGAUCUAUGCGAUCGUCUGCUUGAACCUAAUCUAUGUGAUCUUCUGCAUGACCUUGAUCUUCGUGAUCUUCUGCAUGACCUUGAUCUUCGUGGUUCAUUGCUUGACCUUGAUCUACGUCCAGAAUGGUAUCUGUAUCCACUUCAACCUCACCUUCAGCUGGCCCAUCAGCUGGUGUACCAACUGAAUUUGAAGGGUCUGGUCGUGUCAAAGGUAACAUUAUGUCAUCAUCAACAUCAUCAUCUGAACUCUCCUUGGUUUGCAAUUCCUCAGGGAAUUUCUGGUCAGAUGCUCCAGAAUGAGGUCUUGACACCUUGGAUUUUUAUCUUAAUACUGGUACAGAUGCAUCUGGGAUUGGUAAAGAACCGAUAGGAAGUAACAAAUUCCUAUGGAGUGUCCUUGUCUUCCCUGGGUUUGGUUGUUUCAGAACGACAUAGACGUCCUUUCCCCAUUUAUCAGCGAUCGCUUGCCAUCAAAUGCUACUAUUUUCACCAGAACCCGAUCUCCCGUCUCCAGCAUGGCUUCUGUAGCUUUGACGUCAUACGUCUCUUUCUGUCUUGCUUGAGGUUUGUUCACAGCUUUAGAAGCAAGAUCAUAGGCUUGUUUAAGUCUAUCCCGUAGAGUUUUGGUGUACUGACACACUUUAAAAAAUCAUUUUAAAAAUGUAUUUCAUAAUGAUUUUGUUGGGA
This is a messenger RNA of Haliotis rubra (blacklip abalone), 4105 nucleotides long. RefSeq lists its product as uncharacterized. Bases 87 to 2747 code for a protein of 886 amino acids. NCBI's taxonomy places the organism in Eukaryota, Metazoa, Mollusca, Gastropoda, Lepetellida, Haliotidae. Gene Ontology annotation, biological process: regulation of transcription by RNA polymerase II. Gene Ontology annotation, molecular function: DNA-binding transcription factor activity, RNA polymerase II-specific. The transcript has 14 exons. Gene Ontology annotation, cellular component: nucleus. The record is from RefSeq and is a predicted model, not a curated record.